Molecule: messenger RNA, 1404 nt
Organism: Geosmithia morbida
Lineage: Eukaryota; Fungi; Ascomycota; Sordariomycetes; Hypocreales; Bionectriaceae
Product: DNA repair exonuclease SbcCD ATPase subunit
Exons: 2
Coding region: 1-1404 (467 amino acids)
Biological process (GO): attachment of mitotic spindle microtubules to kinetochore; meiotic sister chromatid segregation; homologous chromosome segregation
Cellular component (GO): nucleolus; mitotic spindle; chromosome, centromeric core domain
Molecular function (GO): protein binding; microtubule site clamp
Source: RefSeq, a predicted model, not a curated record
AUGCCGCGUGUUAGAGCCGGUCCAGGCUUCUCCGGCCUCAUAGGGUCUGACUCUGAGCCCGAUUUCGAUAACUUCCAUACGGCAGUGUCUUCGUCAUCACUGGCUCCCGGAAAGUCUAUGGGAAUUACCAAGUCACGCGGUCGACCGCUGGCAAACGCUCACAAAGUUACCAAGCCCGCCCCGAAAGGUGUCCAGCAAACGAAUGGCACUGCGACAGCCCGACAAGCCCUCCAGGACAAAACUGGCAGCGCAGAUACGAAUGGAAGAUCGUGCAGACACGCAGACAAUUCCCACAUGGAACCCGAUCUUGUAAAGCCAACGCAGCCAGCACGCGCCCGACCCAAAACCACCAGUAUUGCACCAACCAAGGCCAGCUACAAGCCUACAACUACACAAGGCCCACCACCUAAGGCGCAACAUGUCCCGGAAGAAGACGCGUUCGAAACAGGCCGAGAAGAGUCUAUGGAAGUGGAUGAGAUUGGUCAGGUCGAACGCAAGGUUGAGGAAGAGUUUGAGGACAAACUGGAGGACGACCGCGUGGAAUCCGUGGGGCCCAACAGGACAGGGAGAAAAACUUCUGCGGAUGACGGUUCAGGUGAUGUCAGUUUGCGACAGCAACUCGAAGAACUCGGCCGGCGCUAUGAGAGCCUAGAAUCAAGAUACAAAGAACUUCGCGAGGUUGGGGUCAAGGAAGCAGAGCGCAACUACGACCGUCUCAAGAGGCAAGCAGACGAGAAUAGUGCUGGUAAGUACUAUGUACGUAGUUUCGAUAGCACACACAAUACUGAUACACUUUUUUUGACAGCCUCAAGCAAGCUCAUAUCUGAGCUGAGAGCCGAGCUGGCAGCAAGGUCUUCUCUGGGCAGGAAGUUAGAGACCACCGAGACCCGAUGCGACGACUUGCAGGUCAAGGUCGACCAGCUUAGCACUAGCCUAAGUGAUGCCCGGUCAGAAAUCAAGACAUUGAACACCAAGCUGGCAGCGGCACGGAACGCCGAGAUUAGUGCCAAGGUGAAUGGGAGCACCAUGAAAGCAAAUGGCGGAUUCAGAGGUCCUCCUACGGAAGUCGUCCAAACCGCACAGGCCAAGGAAGACUUAUACGGUGACCUUACUGGACUUAUCGUCCGGGGCAUGAAGCAUGAGGGAAAGGAAGAUGUAUUUGACUGCAUCCAAGCUGGCCGCAACGGGACCUUGCAUUUCAAGCUGGCCCUGGAAACAGCAGAUGCCAGUGGAAACUACGAAGAUGUCCAGUACACGUACCGUCCACAGCUCGACCCUGGUCGCGACGGUGAACUGAUGGAUAUUCUGCCUUAUUACCUUUUGGAGGAGAUCACUUUCCCACGGCCUCACGCAUCCAAAUUCUACAGCCGGGUAACCAAGUCACUUUCAGAAUCGUUAGGCUAA